CUCAUCUCUGACUUGAGCACAAGCUGUCUGCUCAACUCACACCCACACAACUGGCCUCGUCAUGAUGGGCUGCUUCGAUUGGUUCCGUUACCAGACACACAGGACUGAACAGUCUCAAUGUCCAGCCCCUCAUGCCAAGUCCCUAGCCAAGUCCCUCUCGUCGACGUCAUCCGUUGCCGAAUCCGCCAUGGACUCAACCGUAGCAGACGUCGACAGCGCUUCCUCCACAUGCUUCACAUGCGCCAGGCUGAACUCGUCCACGUUCCGCAUCGUCGAGGCUGACAAGUAUGGAGAAUUUCCUUUCAUCUACGUCAAAGUUUAUGACACUGUCAUUGUUUUGAUCGACACCGGUUGCGGGGGCGCAGCAAGGGACCCGGGCGUCCAGCUCACUUCUCUGCGGGGCUUCAUCGAGACAUACCCGGUCGAGGACAAUCACAGCACGCCGCUCAAUGCAGGCGGGAGCAGGUCAUACGUGGUAGUGUGCACCCACUGCCACUAUGAUCAUAUUGGGGCCAUUGCCCAUUUCACAGACGCGCCCAAAUCGUCCAUAUGGGCAAGCAAUCACGACAGAGCAUUCAUUGAGAAUGACUUGCCAACCUCCUCGUUGUGCCGCUUCGUCGGCAUGGAGACACCACGAUACGAGGUCACUGACUGGGCUGCAGACGCCCAGAGUAUUGUCUCUGCCGGCAAGGACCUCGGACUCACGAUAUACCACACGCCAGGCCAUACCCCUGAUGAGCUAGCUGUAUGGGAUCAACAGGAGAGGGUCUUGUACGUAGGUGAUACCCUUUAUGAGACUGCACCUAUACUCUUCUCUCUGUCAGGCAAUCUGGGUGAUUAUGCUGCAACUCUGCGAAAGCUGAGGCUACUCGUCGAUGGUUGGAACAAGGGACGCACCGAAGGCGACCUUGUGUCGAUGGCUUGCGGUCAUUGCACACAAAACACACCUGCCGCGGAGUUCCUUUACGAGGCCGAGAGCUUUUUCGACAAGAUCAGAAGGGGACUCGUCUCGCCGAUCGAUAAGGGCACAACUCCUGGCCGAAAUAUCCCGCUGGUUGGAUUUUACAGAGAGGACGGUUGGUUUUCCUUUGUAGGACCUAAGGACCUGUUUGAUAGAUUCCGCCAAGGGGAAGACGCCUUAAAUAUUUAGCUUAUAAUAGUUUUUUUUAAAAAAAUAGAUAGUUUUAUUUCUAUUUAA
Diaporthe batatas is the source of this 1198-nucleotide messenger RNA. RefSeq lists its product as uncharacterized. The coding region runs from base 62 to 1150 and encodes 362 amino acids. Lineage: Eukaryota; Fungi; Ascomycota; Sordariomycetes; Diaporthales; Diaporthaceae. The transcript is spliced from 2 exons. The record is from RefSeq and is a predicted model, not a curated record.